Molecule: messenger RNA, 813 nt
Organism: Trypanosoma cruzi
Lineage: Eukaryota; Euglenozoa; Kinetoplastea; Trypanosomatida; Trypanosomatidae
Product: autophagocytosis associated protein, putative
Exons: 1
Coding region: 1-813 (270 amino acids)
Biological process (GO): nucleophagy; autophagosome assembly; autophagy of mitochondrion
Cellular component (GO): cytoplasmic ubiquitin ligase complex; cytosol
Molecular function (GO): Atg8-family ligase activity
Source: RefSeq, a predicted model, not a curated record
AUGAACAAGCGGGGUCUAUACGAAAAAUACAAAAAGUUAUACAAUUGCCUAAAUGGAGUGAAAACGGUUUCGAACUUUCAGGUCACCGGCACGCUGACUCCACUGGAGUUUGUGGAGGCGGGAGAUGAGUUGGUGCAGAAGAUGCCUGUGUGGGCAUGGGCCGAAGGAGAGGAAGGCAUUCAACCCUUCCUUCCACCCCGAAAAAAGUACUUAGUGUACCAUGGGGCUCCGUGCUAUCAGCGAGGUCCGGAUGCCGACUCGCUCGGAGAGAAUGAAAUGGAGGGUGAGGAUGGCUGGGUGACAACGCACGCUGAACGCCAGCCCAGCAAGAAUGUUGUCAUGGCUCCAGCGAAAACGAUCAACUGGGACGAGGAGGAUGACGAGGAUCAAGACCAUGCAGAGGACAUAGGGGAGCGAAAGUGUCGUUUGUACGAUGUGUACAUGGUGUAUGACCAAUAUUACCAAACCCCACGCAUCUUCCUUAUUGGCUACGCCGAAGAUCACACAACACUUCUCACCAAGGAUGAGAUGAUGCAGGAUGUAUACGCUUCAAACAGAGAAAAGACAGUUUCCAUUGAUCCUCACCCCUUUCUCAAGGCAGCAUGUAUCAGUAUUCAUCCUUGCCGUCAUGCGGAGACAAUGAAACGCUUGAUUCAGCACAUGAAAACUCGUUAUGAGGCGGAAGGGGCUAACGAGGCGGAAAAAGAUGCCUUUGUUUUCCCCACGCAUAUGGCAUUUUUUCUUUUUCUUAAAUUUAUUUCAUCCGUCGUGCCGACUAUCGAGUACGACCUCUCUACUAGCAUUGAUAUGUAG